CUGUGGUUUCCCCGCGGCACGUCGUUGUCGGAAUUUCCGCUCCGAUCCGAUCUCAUAUGUUGUAUGAUUACUAUUUUGUGUAUAUUUUCGGUGUUGAUAAAAUUUAUUAGUGCAUUUCAAAGCCGAUUGGAAGAAAGUGUUGUUUAUUCUUCACAGUCCGCAUUUAUUUUUCGAAAUCCACCGAUAAAUGAGUGAAAAUGGCCUUGAAUCCUGAGACAAUUGAAGAAGACUCAUUUAUUAUCUUGGGUACUUCCCCGGGCACUAGUUUGGACCUAAAGUGCAAUGGCAACGGUAUCCUGAGCGACGGGCCUUUAAACAAGUCACAGAUAGAGGAUGCCAUGAAAGACCUGUCUACAGAGGCCAGCAUGGCUUUUAAAGCCACAUUCAAGCUGGGUGAUUGUCCAUCCCCAGCUUCCCUUAUGGUAGCCAGCACCAUAAUCUCUGAAGACAAAAGCACCGAGGAACUCCAAAAGCGCUUCGGAGAAAUUCUCGACGAGAAUGUCCUUCUCAAAGAGACGUUGAAGCAGAAUAAUGAGUCUAUGAAGGAACAGUUCUGUCUCAUAGCGUCUUGUCAGGAAGACAUGAUGAAGACACACUCGCUACAUAAGGAGAAGUUUGAUGAGACUAGGGAACUGGUUGAAAAGUUGCGUCAAGAAAACAAGAAACUGAAGCAAGAAAUAGCUCAACUUAAAGAAACCAAAGUGAACACUGAGACUGGGGAGACAGACAAGGUCAAAUCAGGCCCUCCGUCCGCCGUAGAGUUCGUGACGUGCCCUGAUGAUGACACGAUUAACAAACUCACAGCGCAGUUGGAGUUAGUCGAGAAACAGCGACGUCAGGUGAUAGUUGACAACGAGAAACUGACCUGGCAAAAGGAGUCCCUGGAACAUAUUGUGGACGCCACCUCCAAAGAACGAGAUGACCUCAAAGAAAAACUUAAAGACGUCGAGCUACAACUGUCAGGCAAAGAUAGCGACCACGCCGCUGAGAUGCACAUGUUGAAAUGCACCAUACAAGACCUUCAAGGCCGUCUGCAGUCUACCAGCAGCAUUACAAGUCAGUCUUCGGAAGAGAUAAAAAGGCGUGAUGCUUUGAUCCUGCAGAUAGAAACCAAACUGUCAUCUCUGCAGAGCGACUACAAAACUUCACAGUUGAAGGUCCUAGAACUUGAAAAUGUUAAGAUGGAGUUUUCGAAACACAAGUCCGGGACGGCGGAGGUAGUGAAAAUAUACAAGGACCAAAUACAAGAUCUGCACAACAGGCUGAAGGACGCACAGAUUACACUGUUCCAGCCAGUCCGUCUGUCCAUCAGUCCGGAUGCGGAAAGCCCUAGUGAAUUCUCCAGCUACCUCGCCAAUGUUAAAUUAUACGACAGGACACUCAAACAUCUGGCCGAGCUACUGAAUGGCUUAGUUCACGGUGCAUCAGACAGCCUAGUUCAGACGAUAGGCUUGGUGGCGAGUCUCCACGAUUUUAAGCUGGAGAGGACGAAUGUUGAGCAAGUGCGCGCCGGACUAGCCGACGUUAAGCAACAGCUGGACAAGCAGUACAGCAACGCGCUUAACAACAUUGGCCAAGUACGCAGCACCCUGACAAUAUUCGAAGGCAUCUUCAAAGACUACAACGAGUUGCUGAAGAAAUCGCUGACCAUGCAAAAUAGACCUUCAAGUGGCGCCAACGUGGAAGCGCUAACUACAGCUCUGCUCGCUAGAGGGCAGGAGGUGUCUUCUCUCACUCUAGAACUGAAGAAUCUGCGACAGCAGAAAGAAGAAGUAGACGUACUGAAAGCUCAGCUAGACCUUUACAAGAGCGAUUUCGAAGCCGAGCGCACGGCGCGCGAGAUGAUGGCGGUGGAGAAGGAGCACAUCCUCACCGACCUGCGCACCAGCCAGCGCCGCAACCAGGAGCUCGCGCACAAACUCGAACAGAACCCGACCAGUGUCAACAGCAUGAGUCCACAGACCAGACCAAAUCCCCGGCCUACCGGAUCGCGUCCGACCACUGUCGUCCGGACCACGCCGAACAGUUCACCUUCUUCGAUAACACAGGGCAACACUACAGGAAACAUGGUCCGCAAAAAGAAGAAGCUUUCCAACGAGCCAGCACCAAAAGAGAAAGAAGGGGUACAACCCCCGAAAGUCCCGAAGGAAGGGGUACACCCCAAAGAGGCGAAAGAAGUGACGCCGCCCCCUCUGCGUUUCGACUGCCCGGUGUGCGACGAGCCAUUCAAGACGCUCGUGUUGUUAGAACAACAUGUUGACCACUGCUUAUUGUAGCGAUAUAACUCUCUGUAAUCACGGACUAAGAAUGACGUGAAGUUAACUUCGAACACUUUUUAAACUAUUUUCUAUCCGACAAACAUGAACGUAGGUAUAUAAGACCCUUUAGCACAACUUGUCGCGCGCGAGUCCAUACAUCAAGCGCGACUUCAAGUAUAGACUCGCGCGCGACAAAGCAAGUUGUGCUAGAGGGGCUGUAAAGACGGCUAAAACAGCUAAACGGGUGGGUUCCGAAUUUCUAGGAGCCUAGCAGAAUCUGACUAGGAAAUAAACUCAAGCUUGUCAAGGGGAAUUUUUAAUUUACACAGGCAUUUUUGACUAACAUUUUGGCCGUGCAUUUAGAAAAAAUAUUUAUGUUUCAUUACAAAUAUUUAUGGCACAGUUCGUUUUUAGUUACAUAAUUUAUUUUAUAAUAUUUUAGCUAAAUAAAUGACUAUAUAUCAAUCCUUGUAA
Messenger RNA from Leguminivora glycinivorella, 2732 nucleotides. It is a transcript of the gene key, whose product is annotated as optineurin. The transcript is spliced from 15 exons. Gene Ontology annotation, molecular function: K63-linked polyubiquitin modification-dependent protein binding; DNA binding. Gene Ontology annotation, cellular component: nucleus; cytoplasm. NCBI's taxonomy places the organism in Eukaryota, Metazoa, Arthropoda, Insecta, Lepidoptera, Tortricidae. Bases 198 to 2276 code for a protein of 692 amino acids. The record is from RefSeq and is a predicted model, not a curated record. Gene Ontology annotation, biological process: regulation of canonical NF-kappaB signal transduction; DNA repair.